UUAAUACCUGUGAAUAGUUUCAAAUGGAUAAUUUUAUGAGAAAUAUUUUAUUGGAAGAAAUAUUAAAUGACCCAGUGGAUAAUAUCGAUAAUUUACUGAAUCAAUAUCCCAUACAAGGUAUGAAUAACAUAAUGAAUGAUUUAAACGAAGUUAUGUUUGCUUUUGAAGACGAUGGAGCUGAUGGGUUAAGGAUUAAUCCACGGAAUAACGGUCUAGUAGGAGUGCCAAAUUAUUUCGAGGAUGUUAUACCUUUAUACACUGAUAAUCAGUUUUAUUCUCAUUUUCGAAUGUCCAGAGAAUCGAUAGCUGAACUAGAAAAUAUAAUAAGACCCCAUGUACUUGACGUUAACCACAAUAUGCCUUUACAAAAAAAAAUUUUAUUAACAAUCUGGAUUUUAGCAACUCCAGAAAGUUUCAGAUCAGUUGCUGAUAGAUUUGGUUUAUGUAAAACAAUAACAUAUUCAGCUUUCAAAGAAAUUGUCCAUAUUUUAGCAAAUCUUUUGCCACAGUUUGUUCGUUGGCCAGAUGCUCAGGAGUGCGAAGUAAUUGAGGCGGGUUUUCGUUCUCGCCGAGAAGCGUUUCCGGGAAUAAUUGGAGCUAUUGAUGGCUGUCAUAUAGAAAUAAUACAACCUCCAGGAAAUGCUAAUGAUUAUUACAAUCGGAAAGGAACUCAUUCAAUAAUUUUGCAAGGUACAUGUGAUCAUAAUGGUAAAUUCAUCGACGUUUUAAUUGGAAGACCAGGAAGAGCACACGACGCAUCAGUUUUUAGAACUUCUACUCUGUAUAAUCGACUAACUAGUGAAGAUCCUUUGUUGCCUCCUAAUCAACAUAUACUUGGUGAUUCCGCUUAUCCGCUAAUGCUCAAUGUUUUAACACCGUUUAAAGAUAACGGGCAUCUUAGUCCUCAGCAAAUUAGAUACAAUGUUAAGCACGCAUCAAUACGUUCAAUUAUUGAGCGAGCUUUUGGUUUAUUAAAAGGGAAAUUUCGCCGAUUACGAUAUCUAGAUGUUAAAUCUGUAGAUAUGGGAAUAGUUGUUAUUUCCGUAGCUUGCACUCUCCAUAAUUUUCUAUUAAGUCGAGGAGAUGCCAACAUUGGUGAUUUUACUGAACUAGAAGCAGAAGUUGAAGAAAAUCAAGAUGCGAACUUGGAUGCAAUUAAAAAACGUUUUAAUAUAAUGAACUCAUUUUAAAUUACACAAUUAUGCUGAUAACGUUAAAUUUAUCAAUAAAAAACAAUAAUGGAUAAAAAACGGUUUUGUAUGGUUUUACAAAUUUAUUUCAAAUUUUUUUUAAUCAACAUAACAUUUAAACUGUAGAUUUAGUAUAAACAAUGAUAGAUAGCUAUUUCUCUUAUAUUAUGAAUAAGUAAUAUAAAUCUUAACGAUAAUUUAAAUAAACAAUCAAUGAAAUAAUUGAAAUAUAUAUUUCUUUUAGAACUUGUCAUACUCAUAGAUCUCUUUUUUUAAAUAUUAUAUAUAAAGCUUGUCACGAGUUAGAACACUAUAAAUAUUUCUUUGCACGUAUUAAUUGCAAUCAAAUAUACUUAACUAUAUAUACCAGUAGAUAUUUAACAUCACUCAUUAUUUCUAUUUGAAUAAGCAGUCUUUUUUCUUAUUUGAAUCAUCUAUAAAUUUGUUAUAUAAUAAAAUUUAUAAAGAAAAUAAUCAAAAUCAAAACUGCACUGGGCAAAUUAAAGAAAUUAUAGUUAAUUACAGGUAUAUUUUAGUACCAUGUCAUAUAAUCCUGUAACGAGCUUUUUUUAAGUACUUCUUAAAGCUUCCUAUCAAAGGAAGUAAUAUCUUCGUGCAUAGAAUAACAAACAAAUUCUAAUUCUAUAUGAUAUACUAUCUAUACCAGUAGAUAAUGAACAUCAGUCAUUUUCUUUGUUUUCAGAGCAGUCUUUUCUUACAACUAAUAAUAAUUACGACUACAAAUUUUUAUACUUGGGUACUUUAUAGUCUUAGAAUAUUAAUAACUCUUUCUUAUUAA
Messenger RNA from Pieris napi, 1989 nucleotides. Its product is annotated as putative nuclease HARBI1. The record is from RefSeq and is a predicted model, not a curated record. NCBI's taxonomy places the organism in Eukaryota, Metazoa, Arthropoda, Insecta, Lepidoptera, Pieridae. Bases 24 to 1190 code for a protein of 388 amino acids. The transcript is spliced from 5 exons.